Molecule: messenger RNA, 1142 nt
Organism: Schistocerca gregaria
Lineage: Eukaryota; Metazoa; Arthropoda; Insecta; Orthoptera; Acrididae
Product: dnaJ homolog subfamily B member 4-like
Exons: 2
Coding region: 60-1052 (330 amino acids)
Cellular component (GO): cytosol
Molecular function (GO): protein-folding chaperone binding
Source: RefSeq, a predicted model, not a curated record
ACUUCUAACAUAAUUCUUAUUUGUAUAUUAUAAAGUAGAGUUAAUACAGCGAAAUUCGGAUGGGAAAGGAUUAUUACAGUAUCCUUGAGAUUCCAAAAACUUCUAGUCUAGACGCCAUAAAAAAAGCCUACAAGAAGUUAGCAUUAAAAUGGCACCCCGAUCGUAACCUGAAUAAAAAAGCAGAGGCAGAAGCAAAGUUCAAAGAAAUAGCUGAAGCAUACGAAGUACUUUCUGACCCGGACAAAAGGAAGAUUUAUGACCAGUUUGGAGAGGAAGGUAUCAGGGGUGGUGCAGAAUUCGCAGAUGGUAGACCCCAGUUUUCCAGGGGUCCAGGUGGUACCAGAACCUAUUACUUCACAUCAGGUGCAACCGACCCAUACAAAAUUUUCGAGCAAUUCUUCGGCAGCGCAAAUGGCAUGGGCCAAUCUCCAUUCUCUUCCAUGGGUUUUGGUGAUGAUAGCAUUUUUCUUGGUGGAAGAUCCAAAAUGGCAUUCAAGAACUCUAAGCUCAAGGAUGCCGUGCGCGAGAUAAAUGUUUCAUUAGAGGAAAUGUAUACUGGAACUGUAAAAAAGCUCAAAAUUACUCGUCGCAUCUGCGAUAACUCCGGACAUUCAACUAAUGACGCGAAAAUCAUCGAAGUAAAAAUACAGCCUGGAUGUAUUGAUGGUCAUACAUUCAAAUUCCAAAAUGCAGGUGACCAGCUGUCCACACAAACCCAAGACGUCCUCGUAGUCGUAAGGCAACUUCCUCACCCUUAUUAUAAGCGACAAGGCGACGAUCUGAUUUUCAAUUGUGACAUUACGCUGUACCAGGCGCUGGUAGGUCACAAACUUAGCAUACCUACCUUACAUGAUCCGAGUACUCAUCAUACUGUCAUGAUCAAGGACGUCAUUAGCCCAGAUUAUGUGCAUCAGCUCCCAGGUUGUGGCAUGCCCACGGCCUCUGGUAGACGAGGAAAUCUCUAUAUCCACUUUAACAUCAAGUUCCCUAAGUCAAUUCCUCCAAAUCAGAGAGAGCAGGUGAAAGCAGCACUAAGGGGACUGCCUUACUAAAAAACCGUUUUGCUAUCCCAAAUGCAGAAUGUAUUUCGAAUACAAAUAAUUGUGUAAAUAAUGUAAUUUUUUUUUAUUUUAGUACCACCC